Solea solea (common sole) is the source of this 3906-nucleotide messenger RNA. Its product is annotated as transcription initiation factor TFIID subunit 4-like. Gene Ontology annotation, cellular component: transcription factor TFIID complex. The record is from RefSeq and is a predicted model, not a curated record. The coding region runs from base 38 to 2851 and encodes 937 amino acids. The transcript has 15 exons. Gene Ontology annotation, biological process: DNA-templated transcription; transcription initiation at RNA polymerase II promoter. Gene Ontology annotation, molecular function: DNA binding; protein heterodimerization activity; RNA polymerase II general transcription initiation factor activity. Lineage: Eukaryota; Metazoa; Chordata; Actinopteri; Pleuronectiformes; Soleidae.
UCUAAAAUACGAUUUGCACAACGGUCCGACAUCAAAGAUGGCGGGAGCCUCCGACCCACUGGAGGACAUGCUCUUCAAUGAGGUGGACGAGAAAGCCGUCAGCGACCUCGUCGGUUCUCUGGAGUCUCAACUGGGCGACAGAAAGAUUCCCGCCGCCUCGUUUCCCGGCGGGAGUCGGGAGGCAGCUCCGCCCGCCGCGGGCCACUUCUCAGGGAAAGAGCGUGAUCCAGCGGGGUCCGCGGAGCCGCAACAAGGGCAUCAGAAAGCGGGUCUAACCCAAGAACCCCGCGCCAACGAGCCCCUGUCUGCUCCCAGCCUCUCCUCGUCCUCCGGGGCCGUCAUCGCCGUUGGAGCGGCUCCUCUCUCGGCUUCACCCGCACUGGGACCCGUAACUUUGAGCUCUCAGCCCUCUGCUGCUAGCUUCCACCGGGCGACUGUCCUGGGUCCGAGUGUGGUACCCGGCUCGUCUAACGAGGUUUCCAGGAGCGACUCUCCCGCCCCGCUGACGUUAAACGGCGGGACUGUGAAGUUGGUGCACUCUCUCUCCGGGUCCAGUUCAGUCAUCAGCUCCGUCAGCUCCACCUUACCGGUACUUCAGCCCUCAGUGGCGCCCUCGCAGAGACACCCGAGCCCGGUGACCAGCGGUGCGCAGAACGGGGUCGAGCCCAAAGGCGCCCCGACCCCGGCAGCCUCCAGCCCACAGGUCCAGAACCACAACAGUCCUCUGAUCCACACCAAGACCCUGGUGCCCAGUCCGCCCGUCGUCCUGGCCUCCAGCACGCCCCCUCCCGCCACAGCCCCAUGUCCGGUCAGCCACACUCAGACCGGGACCGGUUCAGAGAAGCCCGCAGUCAACGGAAUGGCUCAGCCCGCGGUGACCAUAGUGAGGCCACAGGGCGCUGCGGUGGUGGCCCCCGGCCUCCACCAGCAGAGGCCCGGACUGGUGGCCAGCGCCACCCGGGUGUCCGCCCCGCAGCUGCCGCUGUCUGUGCGGCCUCCGCUGCAGCAGACCACGACCACGACCAUCCAGCUGCCGCCUGGGUUCACCAUACCUGCAGGUAUGGUUCUGGUGCGGACAGAGACCGGGCAGCUGGUCAUGGUUCCUCAGCAGGUUCUGGCUCAAGCUCAGGCCAAGCAGGCACAGACGGCCACCAACAUCGGCCCGAGACCGGCAGUGCCGACGGCUGCCACCACCAUCCGGGUCAGCACCGCCCCCACCGCCAUGGCUCCUGGUUCACCUCAGACUGUCCGCCUGGCCACACCCACUCCCACCAGAAUGGUUCAGUCCACCACUGCUGUACAGAAGGCCAUCACAGCACCCCCUGCUGGUGCAGCCAUGUCAGUGAAGAUGACCACGCCUCAGAAGGCGCUGACGGUGAUCACGGCUGGGGGGGCGGGGCCGCCUGUGGCCAAACCUGCCGGUGUUGCGUCCACGUCCCUGACCAGCACCACGGCCGCACCCCCGGCCACGCCCCCGGCCAGAGUCACCGUGGUUUCCCAGGAAAUGCAAGAGAACGUGAAGAAAUGCAAGAACUUCCUCGCCACACUCAUCAAGCUAGCAUCGCAUAACUCGCCGUCCCCAGAAACGUCCAAGAAUGUGAAGGCGCUGGUUCAGGACCUGCUGGACGCCAAGAUUGAGCCGGAGGAGUUCACCACCCGACUGCAGGCGGAGCUUAAGUCCUCGCCUCAGCCCUACCUCAUCCCCUUCCUCAAGAAAAGCCUCCCGUCCCUGCGUCAGUCUCUGCUCAGCAGUCAACAGUCUCUGGUUACGGCCCCGCCCAGCACCUCAGCUCCGCCCCCGACCGCUCCCGGCUCCGUCACGACCGCCACCAUCAGACCGCGGCUACCCAUCAGUCCGGCCGGCGGUGCCACCGUUAGGCUGAACACGCCCCUCACAAGCACAGCUGCUCUGGCCGCGGGUAGACCCGGGGUCCACACAGUCCAGACCCGCUCACCUGUGGUCAUCAGUCACACCCUCAGAAGUCCAGCUUCUCUCGUGAGAGGAACCGUGGCAACUGUCGCCGGCAGAGGUCUCGUCAACCAGGCGUCUGCAGCCAAUCAGAAGAAGCUGAGUGAUCCUGGGGGCGGGACUUUCAGAGACGACGAUGACAUUAAUGACGUGGCGUCCAUGGCUGGGGUCAACCUUAACGAGGAAAAUGCCCGUAUCCUAGCAACCAGCUCAGAGUUGGUGGGCACGAAGAUCCGCUCGUGUAAGGACGAGUCCUUCCUGCCCGCUGGCGUCCUGCACCGCCGCGUCCUGGACACAGCGAGGAAACUGGGCGUGACCGAGGUGUCGCUGGAGGUGGUCAACUUCAUUUCCCACGCAACUCAGUCCAGACUGCGCUCGCUGCUGGAGAAGGUUUCAGCCGUCGCACAGCAUCGCACAGACGGCGGCAAGGAUGAAGAUCAGUGUGAGCAGACGUCAGACGUUCGUUCGCAGCUGCGUUUCUUCGAGCAGUUGGAGAGGAUGGAGAAACAGAGGAAGGACGAGCAGGAGAGAGAGAUUCUGCUGAAGGCGGCCAAGAGUCGAGCUCGACAGGAAGAUCCUGAACAGGCUCGUCUGAAGCAGAAGGCCAAAGAGAUGCAGCAGCAGGAAUUGGCACAGAUGCGACAACGAGACGCUAACCUCACGGCGCUCGCCGCCAUCGGGCCUCGCAAAAAACGCAAGCUGGACUCAGUGGGAGGAGCCACAGCAGGUGCAGAGGCGGCCUCUGGCUCUGCAGCGUCGUCGUCUCGUCAGCAGCUGCGUCAGAGGAUCACACGCGUUAAUCUCAGGGAUUUCAUCUUGUGUCUGGAGCAGGAACGCAGCACGUCGCGCUCGAUGCUGCUCUACAAGGCUCUGCUGAAGUGAGGGGGCGGGGCCACAGCACAGCGCUUCACCUGAUGCCACGCCCUCGUUCCUGUCGUCUCUCCACUCGUCCACGUCACGUUUAGCUUUAGCGCGGCGCUUCACUAUGGUAACGACGGGGUCACGUGACCAAACGUAACCAUGCCGCGGCUGUUUGACGAACUGUCAGCGAACGCAGCGUUCACGUCCAUGUGAGUGGGUCGUUCAUCAUUACCCACAGUGCACCUGCACCACUGAAGGGCGGGGCUAACACAGGUCUGGGGUCACAUUCUUCGUGACUCUGGUGAUGUCACAUGACUUUUUUUUUAUUGAGACAAAUAGUCGUGGAAGACGAGGAGGCGGAGCUUAUUGAAGGUUUUUGAUCACGCUUGGAUGUUGUCAUAGCAACUGGCUGCUGAUUGGAUGAAAUGUGCUACAACAGCUAUGCUAAUGUCUGCUAGCAAACACUUAUCACACCUAGACACGCCCACUGUUGCAAGGCCUUCCUGUGAUUGGUCCAAACCCAGAGUGUGUUUGUGUGUUACAAACAGGUUAAAGGAGCAGUUCCACAUUUUAGUUCCAUAUGACCUCUGACCCUUCGUUCAGCGUGAGGUCACAUGACCAGCGACAGCAUACAUUAAAAUGACUGAUCAGUACUUUAAUCAGUUUCAGAUGAUGUUCUUAGCAUUCAUGCUAAGCUAACUGCCUUUAUGUUGUGCUAGGCUAGCUGUUAGCAUCAGAUCAUGUCAAUGUGAAAGGAGCUGGUUCUCCUCAUGCCCCGCCCCCUCCCUGCUGACAACUCAUUUUAACCAUAUGGUCACAUGAUCAGUUUUACAGAGUGAACAUGUCACGCCGAGUACUCCUGAUGCAUCAUGGGUAAUUUACCAGUCAGAGCUCAGGUGGUGUGUGUCUGAGUGUGUGUGUGUGUGGUUUGUCUUCUGGUCUCUCAUUGGCUGUUGAGCUGACACUGAGUCCAGGACACAGCGCCCUCUGGUGGACUAUUUAUAUUUCCUACACUCUGACUCACUUCAGGUGAUUUUACAGACGUUUGUACCUUUGAAAUAAAAACAUGAAAUUAA